UUUACUUUUUCAGCUGUCCUGAAGCCCGGAGUCGUCACCGUGUACGAGCAGGACGGUGCCACCAAGAGGAUCUUCGUUUCCAGCGGCACCAUCACCGUCAACGAGGAUUCCUCCGUUCAGGUGCUGGCCGAAGAAGCUCACCCCGUUGAGGAUCUGGACUCCGGUGCGUGCCGUGAGAUUCUGUCCAGCGCCCAGAGCCAGCUGUCCUCCGCCUCUACUGAUAAGGAACGUGCCGAAGCCGGAAUCGCAGUGGAGGUUGCCGAGGCCCUGGUGAAGGCCGCCGAAUAAGCGCGAUCGCGGUGAAUACUGCCAUCUCAGAUAAAGUCUUUUGUUGAAACCAUUCUUAAUAAGCUAAAUAUUCACGCACUGCGAUUGGGCCAUAUAGUAAAACCGAUUGAAUCGAUGGAACGUUUUCGGAUAUUCGGGGAAGACAUCUUAGGGUACAGCCGAAUCGAAGGUGCAGUGAACAAGAACCAGUUGUGAGGGAUUAAUAAAUUGAAGCAGACAGCGAGUUUAGAAGCGUA
Aedes aegypti (yellow fever mosquito) is the source of this 524-nucleotide messenger RNA. Its product is annotated as ATP synthase subunit delta, mitochondrial-like. The record is from RefSeq and is a predicted model, not a curated record. Gene Ontology annotation, molecular function: proton-transporting ATP synthase activity, rotational mechanism. Lineage: Eukaryota; Metazoa; Arthropoda; Insecta; Diptera; Culicidae. Gene Ontology annotation, biological process: proton motive force-driven ATP synthesis.